AUGUUCGUCACCGUAGCUUCAUCCCGGGCAUCAUUCCGGCAAGGAUCCGGCGAAGCGCCGCCGCAGGAGCCAUCUCCACCGCCGAGUCGCUUCUGUUCUGCUGGAGCCGAGCGCGGGAGUGCUGUUUCUCUCCUCUCCCCGAGCAUUCAGCCGCCACCACUCCCCGUCUCCCCGAGCCCCCGUUCAGAACUCCAGAUCUCGUCCGCCUCCCACCCCGCCGCUUCCCACCCCGCCCAACCCCUCCCGGCCGCCGCAGCCCGCACUCCCUCCCUCCUCCGCCUCCCAGAUCUACGCGUACCAGGGAGCUCGCGCCGUCGCAGCAAACCCUCCGCCGCCGCCGCCACUGCGGCUGUCGACCACGAAUCCUUCGCGGUCACCAUGCCCGCCGACCUCCUCGCAGCGGCCGACUGCGGUGGCGUCCACGGGCACUCCCUCUUCUUCGACGCCCUCGUGCAGCUCAUCCCGCCGCGCUUCUACCUCCCGACCGGCGAUGAGGACUGCCCCUGGUACCAGGGCCUCUCCAAGGCCGCCAAGGCGGCCAUGAAGGCCCAAUCCCGCGCUAACAUCAAGGCCGCCCGCCGCGCCCGCCUCGACCCCUCCGCGCUGCCCUCCUCCACCCUCGACCUCCUCAAGAAGUCCGUCGCCGAAAAGGGGGCGGAGGACGAGGAGAAGUCAGAAGAAGGAAGCGAUGAAUCUGGGGACGAGGCAAGCUCCGAGGAAGACGAUGCUAAGGAUGAGGAAGACGGGGAUGAGGAGGAGAUGCCGGUCGCACCGGCGGCAGUGGUGUCCGAGGACCGGUCGGUGACUUACGAGGAGCUGCGGGAACGGCUUCACCGUCGCAUCGCGGAACUCCGUGGGAAUCGGUGCACAAGGCCUGAGUUUUUGAAUAAGCCCAAGAAGGAGAAGGGCAAGAAAGCAAAGGGGAAGAAUGCAAAGGGUAAGGAUGAGAGCAAGAAGCGGAAGCGUGAGGAUGGCACUGAAGAUGCGGAUGGCAAGGAUGGGAAGAAGGUCAAGAAGGGGGCUGAAGAGAAAGCGCCAGAUAUCAUGUAUGCGAACGUGUUUGUUGACCCGAAGGAAGCAAGGAGGAGGAAGAAGAGGAGGGUUAAGAACAAGAAGAAGGAGCUGGAGGAGGCUAAGCGGUUGCAGGAGGCGAAGCAGGAUCCUGAGAAGGCGAACAAAAUCGCGUGGGAUUUGGCAAGAAGACGGGCUGCUGGGGAGAAGGUGCAUGAUGACCCAAAGUUGAUUAGGGAGAGCAUGAAGAAAGAGGAAAAGCGGCAGCAGAAGCAUGCCUUGCAAUGGAAGGAGAGGCAGAAGACUGUGGACAAGCAGAAGAAGACGAAGCAGAAGAGAAGGACGGAGAAUAUCCGGGAGCGGGCACACCAGAAGAAGAUGCGCAAGAUAGAGAAGCGCGAGAAGAAGCUUAUGCGCCCUGGGUUUGAGGGACGCAAGGAUGGUUAUGUUAACGAGUAACAUCUAGUCGAAGAUUGUCAGGAAAGAGUGUUACAGUAUCUCCUUUGUUUUGCAUUACUGCAUGUGCUGAUAUGGUACUUGUAAUAGGUUACAAUUCAUGGCUGCUAAAGCGUAUCUUUCUGAAUUGCCCAAGUGCAAUAUGCAGAAGUGUAUCUUUCUGAAUUUUUGUUUUCAUUGCACUGCUCUGCAUGUUUAAUUUAUUUACCUGAAAAUUCAAUA
Messenger RNA from Phragmites australis (common reed), 1689 nucleotides. RefSeq lists its product as uncharacterized. The transcript is spliced from 2 exons. Gene Ontology annotation, cellular component: nucleolus. Bases 1 to 1470 code for a protein of 489 amino acids. Gene Ontology annotation, molecular function: DNA binding; RNA binding. NCBI's taxonomy places the organism in Eukaryota, Viridiplantae, Streptophyta, Magnoliopsida, Poales, Poaceae. Gene Ontology annotation, biological process: ribosomal small subunit biogenesis; ribosomal large subunit biogenesis. The record is from RefSeq and is a predicted model, not a curated record.